Daphnia pulicaria is the source of this 4154-nucleotide messenger RNA. RefSeq names its product transcription factor Sox-5-like. Gene Ontology annotation, cellular component: nucleus. Gene Ontology annotation, molecular function: DNA-binding transcription factor activity, RNA polymerase II-specific; RNA polymerase II cis-regulatory region sequence-specific DNA binding. Lineage: Eukaryota; Metazoa; Arthropoda; Branchiopoda; Diplostraca; Daphniidae. The record is from RefSeq and is a predicted model, not a curated record. The coding region runs from base 623 to 3088 and encodes 821 amino acids. The transcript has 10 exons. Gene Ontology annotation, biological process: cell fate commitment; regulation of transcription by RNA polymerase II.
UUGGGAUUCAGCCCUCCGACUGUGCAGGUCGGUUCCACCACAACUUCUCUCAACAAUUUCAACUGCAUUUUCGUCUCACCUUAUGCACGAUAUUGUCAACGUUUCCCAUAUUUCGUGAGUGUCGUUCUACGCCCUGUCGUUCGUGCUGUGCGAAUGUGUACGGGAACACUUGUCACUUUACUGUUGCUCAACUUCUUUGUUCCCUCCCGACACACGCCGUGCCACGUUUUCGGCUGUUUGCGCCCAGGUCUGUGUCGACCACGUGAGCGAUUCCAUGAAUUGAACAACUCGAACGCGUUACCUGGACUUCUAUGGUGCCGACACCCAACCUACCAAUUCCACCAGCCGUUCACUUGCACCUGUUGCUAAAAGAAAACUGAACAACAAUAAGAAAACCGACAACGAAACUGUCGGGCGUUUCUUCAUUCAUCUGCUGAAAGUGUUGGACAUUGCAACGCGCCAUAUUUUUCAUCGUCACUUUCCAAGUGCCAAACGUUUUCAAUUUGACUUUGAGUUCAGUUGAAUUGAGGAGAAACUGAUUCGCCCAUCAUCUAGAGUCAUCAGUUGAAAUUCUGGGGCCAUUUCUCAUCAUCCGUCACAUUUGGUCGAAUUGCUUUCAUCGAUGAUCAAAGCGACGGGUAACAUGAACGAAAAUCUUCAUCACAGCCAAUUAUCAGACACAUCCAGCCACAACGGUGGCGGCAGUGGUUACGGCAACCUCGAACUCGAGAAAAUGAACCCAUUGGGUGAACUCAACUUCUUCUUCGGUGAGCGUUCAGCAGGUAACAGCCAGCAGCAACGUCCGCAACAACAACAACAACAGCAGCAGAAUAAUCAGCAACAGCCUGGCAAACGCUCCAUGGACGACGUUCUAAAGAAAUUAUCCUCCAAGAUGCACAUUAGCCAUUCGCCCGACGAAGAGAUGGAUCCAUUCACCAUUAAAGACAGCAGGUCAGGUCAUUCGCAUCACGUCGGUUCUGGCGGUACCAAUCGCUCGUCGGCCGACAUUGGCAGCCACGGGAGCGGGAGCAGCAGUGGUGGCGCUGGCAGUCAUGCGUCAGAUGCCGGGUCGCUAUUGGAUGCGCUGGGCGGCGAAUCUUUGACGGAAAAGGAGCGCAUCCUCAACGAAAAAAUUGCUGAACUCCAGAAAAUACGCGAGCAGAUGAUCGCCCAGCGUAGCGGAAGCAGCAGCAGCGAUUACACCGAUAAGGCUGGGCAGCAACACAACCAACAACAAGGAUCGCAUCACAAUAGUGGAUCACAACAGCCUCAUACAACAGCUAUGGAGAUGGCCGUAGCAGCAGCAGCGGCUGCGUCAAAGAACAACGCCGAAAUGCAACAGUUUCAAGAACUCCAGCACCAGAUCGAGUUGCAACGUUUACAGCAAAGUCAACAGAUGUUUCUCCAUCAGCAACGAAUCCAAGAGAUUCAGGCCCAAGUACUUUCUCAGUACGGAAACAAAGCACUAAGUCUGGCCGCCGCCGGAAUGCCACCUCUGAUGCUGCUGCCCUACUUGGAAUCUCUACGCAAUCUUCAAGGACACCAUUCGGGCAUGCAGGGAUUCUCGGCAAAUCCCCUUGGUAGUCCGCAGUCCGUUUCUGGCUCCUCGUUCAACGGAAUCCAUCCGGCACUGUCUCAAUUAACGCCAAAUUUUCUUGGCUCACCAUCUGGGCCAACCGCCUGUUCCUCCACCGUUACCACCAAAAGUUCUCCAUCAACACCAAUCACAUCAAUGGCAUCCGGUUGGAGUUCAUCAUCCAUGGGACAAAAACAUUUGCCGUCUUCGGUAAGGAGGAGCACCACCCCAGAGCAGUCGGCUAACAAAACAGCGGCUGGAAAUCACGAUGGAGUUUUGCUGCCAUCUUCCACCAGUUCGCCAGUCACAAAGAAACAACGCGGUAAUCGAGAAGGUGAUGGGCCACUCAAUCUCAGUAAAUCAAAAGGUCAGGGAGGCAGUCCAACUCCGCCCAGUACUCCAUCUUCGACGCCAACUCCGUUGACCUCUACGGCUUCGUUGACAUCGUCACGCAUGUUUCCUGGACAAAACCACAUGAUGCACGGAUCUGGAUUGCUCUUCCCUAGCCAUUUUCUUCCUUAUUCGUCCAUGCCGCCUCAUUUAGCUGCCAUGAACUUCACAGGUAAUAAAAUGGGUUUCAAUCCGCCAAAUAUGGGAGGCAUGGGAGUCAACGAACGCAUCCUAGGAUCAGACAAGCACCACGGAGCCAUGAAUAGCAACAACAGUGGCGAACCAAACAGCCCUUUCCCUACAAUGCCCUUCUUCCUGCCGUCGAUGAACGGCAAUGCACUACCAAAUAUCAGCAAUAGUACGGGGAUCGUAUCGAUUGCAUCUUCCAGUGACCGUUCGCACUCGUCGGAGACUCCAGCCAAGCAACAGCGCGAUGGAAGUUCCUCUAAUCGUAACACAAAAAUGUACGGAGCCAAAAUAAUUCGCCAAAGUCGUCGAGAUCCCGAAGGAAAGCCGCACAUUAAACGGCCGAUGAACGCGUUCAUGGUUUGGGCCAAAGAUGAACGAAGGAAAAUUCUUAAAGCUUGCCCGGAUAUGCACAAUUCCAACAUUUCCAAAAUACUUGGUGCCCGUUGGAAGGCCAUGACCAAUGCCGACAAGCAGCCGUUCUACGAGGAACAAUCACGACUGUCGAAGGUGCACAUGGAGAAACAUCCCGACUACCGUUACCGCCCACGGCCCAAGCGCACCUGCAUUGUGGACGGCAAGAAACUGCGGAUUUCGGAGUACAAAACGCUGAUGAAGCAACGUCGCCAAGAUAUGCGUCAAAUGUGGUGCCGUGAUGGAGUCAACCCGGGGGGCAACGGCGCUGGCCCGUCUUCCAAGGAACGCGGUAAGAGCGGAAACGGAGAUGAUGAUGAUAAAAACACAACCAACUCGUCUAUCUCAGAUUCGGAUGACGAUGAAUUAGACGCCGCCGAGGACAGUUUAGAUAUGAAUUUUUCGGGAGGUGAGCACGAAGAAACGGGCCCUCACGGCGAUUACAUCUUUCACGCCGCUUCGCUGUUCAAUCCGACGAGCUCGUCGUCACUGAACACGGAACGGAUAUCAUUCAAUAGUUAGUCAACUAGAGUUACUUGAUUUCUUCUGUUAUUUUCUAUAUAAAUUUCCAUUUAAGAAAAAAUUCAAAACCAACCAAAUAACAUUUUAAAAAAUAAUUCACUGUAGCAUAUUGGGCAAUUUAUUUUUCUUUUGUUUUAUUGUGAAUUUUUCGAUUAUUGACAUGACUGGAUUUUUGGUCCAAAUUCUUUUAAUCCUGUGACUGUUCACGUUGAAAUUCUAUUAUGUCCCUUCGAUAAAAUAGUGUACGAUACAUUUUUAUGUUGUAAUAUCGUCUAAGCACACAAAGUGUGCACAUUUUCAAUCAUUAUCGAUUUAAGUGAGUGCUCCUGUCUUUACAUGUUCUCUCCUUAUCGCAUUUAAUUUUGCCGGGAAAUUUGUUGUUUAAUUUCCCAAUAUUAGAAUUACCUUUAGCGGAAAGAGAAGGUAGAGCGAUUGGGAAAAUACCGACGUCAUUAUAUAAUUAUAGCGAUGCUAAAUACCUGUUAAAUAUUAUCUAGUUCACUUAGCAGAACGUAAACAUGCCGCUCAAUAAUGGAUUUUUGGUGACAAUGAAGCCAAAUAAGACAUGAACAUGAAUUACGUCCUGGUAGUUAUUCAAAAAAAAUUUUAGCAGCCCGUGAAAACGGUACUUGAUUUCCCCAUCGUUCGUUUUGUGUUAGGAAAACCCACCACAAUGUUUUACAUGAGCUUUCCCUACUCGAUUUACUUGAAAGACUUUAUAAUUCAUUUCAGAUUAAUUGCCCUAUCCGCGUCGUCGGUUGUUUAACAUUUCAUUUCUGAACGGUUCAAUGUCAAUUCGUAUUGUACACACUCACACCACAUAAAAUUCUCAGCGAAACAACAAAAAAACUUCAUGCCCAGUUGUUUGUUCUUUCUUGAUUUCUUUACGUUUCAUUGUUCGUUGACGAAAAUAUUGGAUGUACAUUUUUUUUUUUUCGAAUUUAAUCUCUGUUCCUUGUUGUUAUCAAGGGUUUCAUUGUAUAUGUGUACACAUUUUUCUGGAUAAUUUCUUAUUAGAUUUUAGGUCCUAUUUGUAUUGAAUGGAAAUACAUUGACUAUUGCACUA